Gasterosteus aculeatus aculeatus (three-spined stickleback) is the source of this 4773-nucleotide messenger RNA. RefSeq names its product potassium channel, subfamily K, member 9 (gene kcnk9). Gene Ontology annotation, biological process: potassium ion transmembrane transport; stabilization of membrane potential. Gene Ontology annotation, cellular component: plasma membrane. The record is from RefSeq and is a predicted model, not a curated record. NCBI's taxonomy places the organism in Eukaryota, Metazoa, Chordata, Actinopteri, Perciformes, Gasterosteidae. Gene Ontology annotation, molecular function: outward rectifier potassium channel activity; potassium ion leak channel activity.
CUAUCUCUUUUUUUUUAAUCGUUUUAUUCUAAAUCCUCCUCCGGGAGUACAGGAGAGGACGUUUGGAUGUGCGCAACGGAGCACGUGUGCCACUCCGCGCAAGGAGCGCGCUCCAGCCUUUUAUUCGAGCUCUAAAGUAUUUGUCUUAUUUUCUACACAUCCUUAAAAAAAAUGGUCAAUUUGGGGGAAACUCUUCCUUGCGACGGGACCUGUUGUUGCUGACUUGGAAGAGGUUUGAUUCCUCUAACGGCCGAUGACUUAAUCCAGGAGUAAACACUUUCAAAGGAAAUAGCCCUGUGAAAAUGAUUGUGCGCAUUGUGAGAGCACCGUUUCCCAACUUGCCGUCCCCCUGCGGUGCUCUGUGACCCCCCUCCUCCCUCCCCCCGUCCCCCCACCUCUCCGUCCAAUUGAGGACUCAGCACAUUUGUGAUGAGGAUGUCCGCAGCUUGCGAGGAAGAUUUAAAGAUUUCACAGCUACUGGAUUUUUUUUUUUUGGUACACAGGGGAUGGCUGCUAAAAAUAGCCUGCAUGCUGAUGAGGCUACAAUGAACAGGUUGGUGUUCAGCGGAAACUUGGAGCCAUGGGGAAAGAUGUCUUGUUGCGGUGCAUUCUAAAUCACAGCUAAGACAAAGUGAGCGGCGGCUCAAAGAAAAGGAGACAACGAGAGCAUUUCUUUAAUUGGACGACUUUAUUCACAUCCGAAUAAUUCACUUGGGGGAGAACAGAUACCAACAGGCGAUAUUGGAAGCAGCUUGUUGAUGGCACUGCGCACCGGGAGGACUUCGUUUGGGCAGGUCUUGCGCAGGGUCUUUCGGCUGCGGGGCACCUGGUCCCGGCGCUCGAGCAGUCUCUUGUGUCUCUCCGCAAACCAGGAGCAGGAUCUGGGGGUCCAUCACCACAAGGUGGGUGAUUUCCACAGCUGCCACGACUCCGGCAUCCACCGCGGUCACCGCCACCGGAGCGCGCCUUUCUGCGCCUCCGCCUCCAGGCGCUGCCCACACGGCUUCCCCAACGCUUGCUGCGCCUUCCCGGGGAAUCCGAGGGGACAUGAGCCCCUCGGUCGCCGGUUCCUGUUGGCCAUGAAGCGGCAAAACGUGCGGACCUUGUCCCUGAUCAUUUGCACGUUCACGUACCUGCUGGUCGGGGCCGCUGUCUUUGACGCCCUGGAGUCCGACCACGAGAUGCGGGAAAAGGAGCAGCUGGAAGCCCAGGAGAAGCGUCUCCAGGGGAAAUAUAACAUCAGCGAGGAUGAUUACCGCAAGCUGGAGACCAUCAUCAUGGAGGCUGAGCCCCACAGAGCCGGGGUGCAGUGGAAAUUUGCAGGGUCAUUUUACUUUGCCAUCACGGUCAUAACCACCAUAGGCUAUGGGCACGCGGCGCCGGGGACCGACGCCGGCAAGGCCUUCUGCAUGUUUUACGCCGUGCUGGGAAUCCCUCUGACCCUGGUCAUGUUCCAGAGUCUGGGCGAGCGGAUGAACACGUUUGUCAAGUACCUCCUGAAGCGAAUCAAGAAGUGCUGCGGCAUGAGCAUCACCGACGUGUCCAUGGAGAACAUGGUGACCGUGGGGUUCUUCUCCUGCAUCGGCACGCUGUGCAUCGGCGCCGCCGCCUUCUCCCAUUACGAGGACUGGAGCUUCUUCCAGUCUUAUUAUUACUGCUUUAUCACAUUAACAACUAUAGGCUUUGGGGACUUUGUGGCCCUUCAAAAGAACCGGGCCCUCCAGAAGAAGCCCCUGUACGUGGCCUUUAGCUUCAUGUACAUCCUGGUGGGCCUGACGGUCAUCGGGGCCUUCCUCAACCUGGUGGUCCUCCGCUUCCUCACCAUGAACAGCGAGGACGAGCGGCGCGACGCCGAGGAACGGGCCUCGCUGGCCGGCAACCGGAGCAGCAUGAUCAUCCACAUCCAGGACGAGUCGCUGCAGCGGGGCCGGCGGGGGCGCAAGCCGUACCGGCCGGAGGUGAGCGACCUGCAGUCGGUGUGCUCCUGCAUGCACUACCGCUCGCGUGACUUCGGCAGCUCCGGGGGGGGGAUGGGAGGCCUCGGCUGCGCCUUCUCCCACCAGAACUCCUUCAGCUCGCAGCUGAAUCCCAAUCAGUACUUUCACUCGGUUUCUUACCGGAUCGAGGAGAUCUCGCCCAGCACCUUGAAAAACAGCUUCUUCCCCUCGCCCAUGAGCUCGGUGUCGCCGGGCCUCCACAGCUUCACCGACAGUCACCAGCUCAUGAGGAGAAGAAAAUCCAUCUGAACCGAUGAGGUUCCAUGUUUUAUACACGCGGUCAGACAUUUCCAACAAUGCUCCUUAUCAUAUCUUGUUUCAGCACUUUUUGUCCUCUUUCUGUUCUGGUGGUGUGUAAUAUACAAAAGUGUUCUUGGGGAAGGGAUGAAGAACUGUGCGGAACAGCGUGGACACAACGGGACGCAAAGCAUGAAGCAUGGAUGUCUAUUUUUUCAUGGGAUUGCUCUAUUUACAGACAAGAAGAACUUCCUCAUUUCAGAUCGACGGUACAAAAUUGAUAUAUUAACUUUGGUUUCAUACCAAAUGAUGUACACUAAGGGAAAUGCUAUUUUUCAAAGGGGAGUUAGCUCGUUUCACCUUAACUUUAUGUACUAUCCCUAUGCCUCACUGCAGACAGAGAUUCUCAAAUGACUAAAAGCAUCAGGUAUUGUUUUCUAUAAGCGAUCAUAUAUCUCAAUGGUUUCACCAUGCAUCAAGCCAAAAUAUCGUUGCCAAUAUUAGCAUGUGCAUUAGAUGUCGCUUACUGAGUGUGCCAUUAUUUUGCGACAUUCAUCAGUCGGUUUAUUGAACAGCAGAAUGAAGGUUGAACUCAAAGGAUCAUGCUGCUGUUAUUAACGUGUUCCCUCCCCGAGAAGCAGAUUUCACCCACGGCCUUUUUUCGUAAUUAGAUUUCAAACUGACCUGGAGGAAAAUCCAACACCCGAACUACACAUUUAAAUAGAUUUGUGUUUGAACACGUUACAAUCGUGUUGAAUAUUAACCAUGUCCAAGUGCAACAAAGUUCAGCUUAAGGGCUAACUCCAUUAUAAGGGAGGCAGAUGGACCUGUUUCUUAAUUUACAGGUAAUUUAUUAAAAAGAAAAGAAUGCAAUGAAGCUCAAAAGAUACCGGAGCCUACAAUGACACCCCACACCUCCAUUUUUCAUCACUUUUAUUCAAAUAUUUAAUGUUCACACACGAGUCGCCACAGAGUGAGCUGAAUGUGUAGAAUCGGUGAAAUGACCCUUUAAGGGCCCGGUAGCGUCACAGGUUCACUUUUGAUUGGCCUCAAGAUAUUUUUAGAAGCAUUCUUUGACACUUAGUUCGAACUGAUGGGCCUUUUAAGAGGAAUGUGAUCUUGUUGGUUGCUGGGAAAUGAUUAAAAUGACAACAUGAAACAGUUUUGACCUCCAGUUACCAAAGUGCAAUUAUGUGUUGCCAGCUGAAUUCAUGAGCAGUGCCACUUUUAAUCAAAGGACAUGCAUGAUUAUGCCUCCAAGUCCUGCGCGGUACACAAUGCAUGUCUGUGGCUGCUGACCCCGGGUCUGCUGAUGAACCCUAUUCAGAUCUAAAAGUGCCAAGAAGCAGAACGGUUAACAGUGACGCAAAGUCUCCACAUCUAACCGGACCUUUCUUGACGUUUUAAUGCACUUGCGAGGCUUUAGGGAAACACAACCCCAUAAAGACAUCAGGAAGGAGAAGCAGGAAUGGUGCGUUGAUAUGACGGGACAGCUGAAGAUACCGGAGAAAAACACUUAAAAACAUCAGUGUGAUCCUUUCACUUUAAAAUAUCAGAAGUAAAAGCAUUAUGAAACAUGUUUCAUGUUUGAAAGAAGUGCAUGAACUUUGUAUGAUGAAUUGGGAAAUCAUUUCGUAAUAACUUCUAAAGUAUUUGGAUGGCGAAUAGUCUUAAGAAUAAUUUACAACACAAUCUGUUUCUUUUGCCAAAGUGCAGCAGUUCUUAAAGGGAAACACUUUAUGUAAUUGAUUAUUUUUUCAUUCAAACAAACUGUACAAUAAUGUUUCUUUCUCAGGUUUGAAUGAAUCGCCUUUUAUCGGCUCGGCUCCCGUAACAAUCCCGAAAGUGCAAGCGCAACGGCCAACUAUUACGAUGUACAUAUCAAAUCCUCAUUUCCGAAUAGUAGGAAUUCUCUGAGCAAUGCGGCUGAGAUGCAUCAUCUCGCUGAGGCCUGCGCUGCGUCUCAUGCACCAGGAGUCAGUUUGCAUUAAAGGCGUCAUUUGAGACAGCGCUGGGAAACAUUUGGGCAUUUCAUGGUAUUUCUUUUGAUUAUAGGACCUUUCGUUGAAGCCCGAUGCUCCUUUUCUGUCACAAAUAAUAAAACAAAACUCUCACUAUAACUGAGCUCUGAAAUUAGGCGGGAUUAAAGCGCCACUGAUUUCCUAAAGGCCUUUUAAGCUGUAAAUGUGCAUUUAAAUAUAAAUAAUUGGUAAACACUUUUUAAAGUUUCACAGGGCUGGGAGUGAUUCCCUCAGCAAGUUCCAUCCUUCAAAAUUAAUGUUUGUACAGAGACACCGAACACCACCUUUCUGGAGCUUUUCGAGAAUCCUUUGCUGCCAAGUGCCAACUUAUAUUCAUUUCCUGGGCGGCUGAGCAAACCCGCCUCUGUUUGGGUAGAUGGUGAAACGCCGUGGAUCCUUUUCCACUCGAGACAAGCGUAACCAGAGACGAGCCCUAGAAGCACCGGCUUACCUAAAUAUCCUGUACAAUAUGUUUAUAACGACCUUUGGAAUAAAAGAAAAUGCCUUUUCGCGGCUGA